Molecule: messenger RNA, 1181 nt
Organism: Musca vetustissima
Lineage: Eukaryota; Metazoa; Arthropoda; Insecta; Diptera; Muscidae
Gene: Rpn7
Product: 26S proteasome non-ATPase regulatory subunit 6
Exons: 1
Coding region: 9-1178 (389 amino acids)
Biological process (GO): proteasome-mediated ubiquitin-dependent protein catabolic process
Cellular component (GO): proteasome regulatory particle
Source: RefSeq, a predicted model, not a curated record
AGUCAAAAAUGCCAGUUGAAAACUUGGAAGAGCAAGGAUUGGAAAAGAAUCCCAACUUGGAAUUGGCACAAUACAAAUUCCUCUUAACACUUUCGGAACACAAACAAGAUGCGGCCCUGAAAAACAAAUUGUUGGAAGCCGUAAAAGCCGAUAACAUGGCACCAUACUAUGAGUACCUCUGCACAGAACUGGGUUGGACAGUCGACAAGGGUUUGUUGGACAAAAUGAAGGAGCAAAAUACCAAGGAUUUGGAGAAGCUCGAUGAAGCCAUUGAGGACGCUGAAAAAAAUCUCGGUGAAAUGGAAGUUCGUGAGGCGAAUUUAAAAAAGUCUGAAUAUUUGUGCCGUAUAGGAGACAAAGCUGCGGCUGAGUUCGCCUUCCGCAAAACAUACGAAAAGACAGUAUCAUUAGGACAUCGUCUGGAUAUUGUAUUCCAUCUAAUUCGCUUGGGUCUUUUCUACUUGGAUCACGAUCUCAUAACCAGAAAUAUUGAGAAGGCCAAGUAUUUAAUUGAGGAAGGUGGAGACUGGGACAGACGUAAUCGCCUAAAAGUGUACCAGGGCGUCUAUUCUGUAGCGGUGAGAGAUUUCAAAGCUGCUGCCACAUUCUUUUUGGACACUGUAAGCACCUUCACCUCCUACGAAUUGAUGGACUACCCCACGUUCGUACGUUACACCGUAUAUGUGGCUAUGAUAGCCUUGCCACGAAAUGAGUUGCGUGACAAGGUCAUCAAAGGUGCCGAAAUUCAAGAAGUUCUUCAUGGCCUGCCUGAUGUUAAGCGCUACCUAUUUUCCCUGUACAAUUGUCAUUAUGCAGAUUUCUUCAAGUAUUUGGCUGAAGUAGAGGUAGUACUCCGCAAGGAUUACCUUGCACAUCCCCAUUACCGUUUCUACGUCCGCGAAAUGCGCAUAUUGGCCUACACUCAAUUACUGGAAUCCUAUCGUUCAUUGACACUUCAAUAUAUGGCUGAGGCUUUUGGUGUCAGUGUCGACUACAUUGACCAGGAGCUGUCACGUUUCAUUGCUGCCGGUCGGCUACAUGCCAAAGUGGAUCGUGUAGGAGGCAUUGUAGAAACAAAUCGUCCAGAUAGUAAAAAUUGGCAAUACCAGGCUACUAUUAAACAGGGCGAUCUCUUGCUGAAUCGCAUACAGAAGCUUAGCCGAGUUAUUAAUAUUUAAAAU